Molecule: messenger RNA, 1572 nt
Organism: Notodromas monacha
Lineage: Eukaryota; Metazoa; Arthropoda; Ostracoda; Podocopida; Cyprididae
Source: the annotation of a GenBank genome assembly
UAAUCUCAUCUCAAGUUAUUCAGAAUUAAAUGUUUCUCGUGAAAUUUCGCACUGGAACACGACUUUCUUCUUACGAUGGGCUCAUCUCCGAUGAAUAACAUUUCACGAAAGUAAGCCAUCAAGAGCAUAUAUAAAAGCUUUUGAAAUUUCAAUAUCUCUUCAAUUUUUCUCAUCACGGCGAUUUCGAGAUGAUCGGUAAACCUUCAUCUUCCCAAAGAACAACAAUGAGUGCGUGAAUAUCAAGAUUAAGUUUUUUUUCUUUUUGUGAAAGUUCGAUAAAGGUUCUUGUUACUGGUGCAGCAAAAUUUCUUUCUGGAAGCCAUGUCGCAAUUUCCGAGGAAACGCGUGUCGAAAACUGAGUUGGGAGAGGAUUCUUCGAAGCGUGCCAAAGACUCGGACGGGGAAGAAGGCGACUCGUCAUCAUCUCCCGGAAGUGCUUCGUCCACGUCUCCGGAAAUGCCCGGAAAUAGCGGGGAUUUGCGGAAACGAUCCAGCGGUGGAGCCGGGAAAUCCAAGGACAACGAAGACGAGGAUUCCGUCAUUGGGCACCACGUUGCCGACGGGGUUCCUUUGAGCGAACUUCCCAUCGCUGAGUAUCAUGUUGGACCAGCGCCGUUCAGCGAUGACGAGGCUGCUAUUCGAGAGCGUGAAGCCUGUGAUUAUACGAUUAAAGUUACCAUGGAGAUGGCAAAAGCUGGAACAGUCAAAAGAAAAGUUCGAGUUUACGCAGAUGGGAUUUACGACCUGUUCCAUGCUGGACACGCGCGUCAGCUCAUGCAAGCAAAGAACGCGUUCCCGAACAUUUACCUAAUUGUCGGAGUCACGAGUGAUCAACAGACACACAGCAAGAAAGGGAGAACCGUAAUGAGUGAAGACGAGCGGUACGAAGCCAUUCGACACUGUCGUUACGUCGAUGAAAUAGUUCGCGAUUGUCCCUGGGAAAUCACUGAAGAAUAUCUGAUGAAGCAUAAGAUCGACUUCGUGGCUCACGACGAUAUCCCAUACGUGACAGGUUCCGGUACAGACGUGUACGCAACCAUAAAGGCGAAAGGCAUGUUUCUGGUUACACAACGAACCCAAGGAGUUUCCACGUCAGAUGUCGUUGCUAGAAUUGUUCGCGAUUACGACGUGUACGUGCGACGAAAUUUGGCACGUGGUUACACUGCCAAAGAGUUGAACGUGUCAUUCAUGAAGGAACAAAAAUUUAGGCUUCAAAAUAAAGUGGACGAGCUGAAAGACAAGGGGAAACGAGUCGUGGAGAAUAUCGAAGGGGCCAGCACAACUAUGAUUCAACGUUGGAAGGACAACUCCAGAGACUACAUCAGCAAUUUCAUUGGCUUUUUCGGCGAACCCUUGUCAAACAUUUUGCAGCGCCGUGCGAUUUCUCCGCCCCCGACAACAGCACCUUUGAAUUGCGGAAUAAAAGGGAAGAGCCCACCAACGAAGCGUCGCACGAAAGCAGGCAGAGAAUCUUCCACUAGAAUCACUGAAGAUUUGUCAGAUGCCGAGGACGAAGUUGCCGCUGCAAUUAAAUCCUCGCCAACCGAAUACCUGACAACCCUCGCUGAGUGA